Scomber japonicus (chub mackerel) is the source of this 5378-nucleotide messenger RNA. It is a transcript of the gene ccdc88b, whose product is annotated as coiled-coil domain containing 88B. The coding region runs from base 115 to 4938 and encodes 1607 amino acids. Gene Ontology annotation, cellular component: cytoplasm; centrosome. Lineage: Eukaryota; Metazoa; Chordata; Actinopteri; Scombriformes; Scombridae. Gene Ontology annotation, molecular function: microtubule binding; dynein light intermediate chain binding. Gene Ontology annotation, biological process: cytoplasmic microtubule organization; cytoskeleton-dependent intracellular transport. The transcript has 28 exons. The record is from RefSeq and is a predicted model, not a curated record.
CUUCACUUGACGCAAGAUGGAUCCUCUCUUUUUGAUUCAUUACAUACGUGGCGUUGAUGAUAUUUGUUAAUUAGCUGUGUGCUCUAGUGUUUUCACGGCCCUUAAAGCACCACAAUGGACUCUAACAUUAUGGAGAUAUUAGAGGAAUUCAUGGAAAGUGCGUUGGCGCAAUGGGUUCAGCUGUUUGAGAAGAUGGUGGAAAGGGAGGAUGGAGUCAUGCUCUACAGCCAGUACAUGGAAGUAAACUCAAUUUCGCAGAGUGUUCGGGACCGUUAUCUGAGGCUGACCAACGGGAUUUUCCUCAAUGAGGUCAUGAGGGUCAUAGACCCCAACCCCAAGGUGGAGCGGCUGUAUGACAGCAAGAAAGAUGACCAUAUGCUGAGAGUCCAGAACUUUUCUAUUUUAAAUCGACACCUCAGAGCCUUCUACCAGGAAGACCUGCAGCAGUUGAUACUGAUGCCUCUCCCAAAUGUUGCCAUUCUGGGUCAGGACCCCCUAACAGAGGCAGCCGUGGACGAACUCAGGCGACUUUUGCUGCUCUUACUAGGAUGUGCUGUACAGUGUGAGAAUAAAGAGAUGUUCAUUCAGCAGAUCCAGUCUCUGGACAUUGAGACCCAGGCAGGCAUUGCCAACUGUAUUCAGCAGGUGACUCAGGACCCUCAGAUGGUGCUGCCGCUUCAGUGGGAGGAGCUGAUGGAGGUGGAAGGUGUGGACUUAAAGCUGGUAUUUAGUUAUAUGGCCAAACAGAUCCAAAGCAUGCUGGCACAGAAAGACACACACCUGCAGAGGAUAGCAGAGCUGUGUCGGGAGCAGGAGGCCCAGGCUGACUCAACCACGACGGCCCUGGUUGGUCACAGUGAGGAGCCACCCCAAGGUCUGGCGCUCCAGCUGGCAGGCAGCAAGGCCAAACUCCGCCGCCUUAAACAAGAACUGGAAGAUAAAGGUGAUCAGAUAUUGGAUUACAAGCUGGAGAUUCAAACAAUGGAAGAACAGCUAAAAAAAGUUCAGAAAGAGAACCGUUCUCUGCAGGGUGAGUUGAGGGGCAUGCGCGCGAUGCGGGACGAGUUGGACUGCGCCCGUGAGCGAGCUGCGCGGGCUGAGCAGCUCCAGACUGAGCUUCAGACCUGUAAACACAGAUUGCGCAGCCUGGAGCUCACACGCACUCAACUGAAGGAGCAGCAGCAGCUGUGUGCAGCGCUGCAGGAGACAAAAGCUCUCCUGGAGGAGCAGCUGGCAGACGCACGUGCACGCUGCUCCACUGUACGGGAGCUGGAGAGGGACAAUCUUCUGCUGCGUCACAGGAUCAUGGAUGUGGAAGCGGAAUGGGACACUGAGAGACAGAGAGUUGAUGAGCUGCUAGAAAUGAACAUGAGCCUCGAGGCGGACCUGAGGCACAGUAGCAGCAGCGGCGAUGGGGGCAGCAUUCCCAUGCCAGUCACUGCAGUUCACCACCAUUUCCUCCAAUCAGAACUGGACUCUGACGAGGAGCUGAGCAGACUGAUUGAUCAGAAGCCGCUGAGUGUGGAAGUAGGCGAGGCAUCGGCGCUGAGGCUGCUGGGAGCAGAGCAAGAGAACGCUGAACUGAGGAGAUGUCUGGAGGAGCUGCAUGCACAGCAGGAGGCUGAUUCGCCAGAAGCAAAGGAUGAGCUGGCAUGCCUGGAGACAGAGCAUCAGAACACACUCAGGGAGUUUCAAAACUUGAAGAAUGAAAAUGCAACUUUGAAGCAGCGCCUAGAUGAGCUGGUGACCACAUUGCAACACAUAGAAGACAAGAGGAAGGAUGAAGGAAUGAAGAGGUCAGACAAAGAGGAGGUGGAGAAAGAGGAGAGAGGAGUCCAGGGCUCCGAAUCCUGCAGGGGAGAGGGUGAGGGAACAGUGAGGUUGACGGAGGACAGGGAGAGAAGAGGACAAAUCAUCGGGAUACAAAGGGAAUCAGGGGUUGGUGAAGAGAUUCUCCAUGGUCAAGGUGGAAAAGCAGAACUAUGCGAUGAGGAGAUCCAGUCCAAAAGGAGGGGGGAGGCAGAGGGAGGAGGGAAAGACAGAGAGAAACAGAAGAAGGACAAUGAGCUAAAGAAAGAACAGACUGUAGUAACAACAAGCUCAGAGCUCCCAAAUCAUCCAAAAAGCAAAGAAGAUAAUACAGAGACCACAGCUGUAGAGCAGACUGUAUGCUCCCUGGCUGGUCCUGAUGUCAAGCUUCUGAUGACCCAGCUCCAAGUGGCCCAGGAGGAGGCUGACAGACAGGCAAUUGUAGCCCAGGACCUGCGCUCCAAGCUGGGCGAGCAGAGCAAGAAAGCCUGGGAAGCUGAGCAGCGGCUGGUGCUGCUGGAGGCUGAACUACAGCGUCUGAAGAAAACUGCAGAGAGUCUGGGAGAGGCCCGUAGGCAGAUAGAGGUUCUUCAGUCAGAUGGUCUGACUAUGGAGGAGGAACUGUGCCGUCUGCGGAGUCAAGCAGAGCUUCACAAGAUGCAGACUACGGUCAUUGCCACUCUGGAAGGAGAGCGGGCUGCACUGGAGAGAGACAGGGAUACGCUACGCAGCACCGUGGACACCCUGCGCACAGCCCAGCGCAAGGGGGAACAGUUAGAGUUGACCACCCAGACUCUCAGGGCGGAGCUGGAACGUCAGGGGCGCAGUUUGGAGACUUCUCGACGUCGGGAGGAGGAGUUACAAGCAGAGCUCCGUGAAUUCACGGUGGAGGUCGAAUCUCUGGCCCGGGCGCGAGACCAGGCGCUGCUGGAGGCCUCACGUCUGGAGCAUGAGAAAGAGGUGUGUCAGUCAGAGCUGGAUGGCCAGCGGAAAGAGGGGAGGCAGAGGGACAGGGAGGGGGCGAGACUGAGGCAGCAGCUGGAGAGCACGACCCUGGCCCUGGAGCACAGCAACCACAGAGCUCGGGCUCUGGAUACUGAACACAGAUGUGUGUGUCAACAGCUGUCUGAGUCUAAGGAGCUCUGCACCCGACUACAGGACCUUGAGAAGGAGCUCAGCACUCGAUUAACCAGCAUGGAGGAGGGUAAACAGCAGCUGCAGGACCAGUACACAAAUGCGCAGGCCAAGAUUAGCUCACUGUCCCAGGACCUGUCCAAUGAGAAGGCUCGUUCUCACGGUCUGUCCACUGAAGUCGAAAGCCUGAACCUGAAACUACAAAAAACCGAAGCUGAACUAAAGGGGGCAACUUAUUCUCUCAGCCAAUCACAGGAGAAAAUAGAGUCUCUGUCACAAUGCUUGAAGAACAGUGAAUCUCUUCUCCAGCUGGAAAAGAGAAGAGGGAGUGCGGACAUGGAUGCUACCUCCACUUCAAAUUCAGACCCCUCAAACAAAUCACAAAUUUGUGAGACACAAAUCCAGGAGACGUCACCUCUGGAUCAACCCCCGGAGGCCAGUAAAGGUUGUGACCUUUCCUCAGGAGAGAAAGAGAGGCAGCUGAGUGAGAGGUUGAUAGAACUGGAAAAAGAGAAAGCAGUGGCAGUUGCAGGGCAGGAGGCUUUGCUGUCACGGCUGUCCCAGUCGCAGGAAGUGUGUAAGCACCUGAAGGAGCAGCUGGAGGCUCUGCGCCGGCACUCGCUCAGCCUGCAGGAGUCCUGCACCCAACUGCAAACACUCAACACCCAGCUACAGGUGGAGCAAGCAUCACUGAGCUCCCAGCAUGCAGCAGUGCUGGCACGCUGCAGUGACAGUGUGGCCAGGUGUGCGGCUCUGGAGGCAGAGUCCAAGGUGUGGGUGCGAGAGCGGGAGGAGUCAGCGGCCAGGGUGGAUGCUCUGAGGCGAGACCAUGAGCGGAUGACGGUAGUGCAGCAGCGGCAGGAGGUGGAGCUGGAGGAGCUGCUGGACAAACACUCUCAGCUACGCAGUAACAACCGCAGCCUGGAGGCCCAGCACAGGGAGCUGGAGGCCAGGUACAAGGAGCUCCUGGAUGGAAACACACAGCUAGAGGAGAGAGAGCGAGAGAUGAAGAUGGAGAGAGAGAAGAUGGAAGCAGAGGCACAGAGGAGGAUGGAGCAAGAACGGGAGCUGGAGAGGCUGAAAGAUGACAAUGAGAGGCUGCAGGCCCAGCAGAAGGAGGGGUUGGCGUCACAGGCGGAGCUGCUGGCUCAAGGCUCAGUGCUGAGGGGGGAGCUGAGCGCCUCCCAGUUGGAGAGGACUCGACUAGAGGGGGAGCUAAGCACCCUGAGGGAAACCAACCAGAGCCUGGACCUCAACAAUGCCCUCCUCAGCAGCGAGUACCAGAACCUGCUGAAGGAGAACCGGGCUUUAUUGGAGCAGACCCUGGAGCGUCGUGACAAGCACUAUACAGAACAGAGGGAGUACCAGGAGAAGCUGGGCGAGCUCCGUCGGGAGAAGCAAAAGUUGGUGGAGAAGAUUAUGGAUCAGUACAGAGUCCUCGAGCCCAGCAUGCUACCUCCAACCAGCAAGGCCAAGAAAUCUAACUGGAUUGCAGACAGGAUGAAAAAGCUAAUCAAACCCCGAGGAGGAGGAAGAGAGGGACGCGCCCUCUUCACCGCCGCGGGCAGUGUGGAAAAUCUGGCCGACAGCACUGAAUUUACAUCAGACACACCUCAGCAUGACCCUCGCAGUGCCCCUGUAUCUCCCUCUCCCUUGAGAAAAGUGUCGUCCCUAACAGAGCCGGACAUUAUGACUCCUGGGAGUCCAACCACGCGCCUGGGCUCCGGGGGUCGUCGUAAGCUGGGCUCUCGUCAUGGCUGGGGGUUGGGCUUGGCCAGAGGAGGCUCUCAGUCCUUCAGUCCUGGCGACAACAAGACACCGCCCCGCCUGCGAUUGCGCUCCAACCAGAAUAACUCCACAAUCCUCUGGGAGGGAGAGAGAGGUGAAACAAAUGCUCCCCAGGUAGCAGACGCACCACUGACCAGUCAGGAGAGCAUCGAGGAAGAUGAAGGCAGAGACAAUCAACAUUCCAGUGACGACACCCCGACGGCCUGAACUUCAGUCAGCUUGCAAUUAAAACAAGAAUGUUUUAUAGUAUGUGCUCACGGCAAAAUGUUUUUGUGUGUCUGACUAUUUUAAAUAAGAAAACCUUGGAGUAUAUUUCAAUACAUGAAUGAAUACAUUUUUUAGUAAAUGAUUUCCUGUGUCACUGAUUGUGAAGAAAUUAGCCACCUCUCGAGCCCCAGAACAAAAAAAAAGGUAAAGUUCAGACAACUCAUAAAUAGUUCAAAUUAAGUGUAAAAAGGAAUAUAAAGUGUUUUACCUUUCCUAUUAACCCUCAACCUAAGCUUAGAAUGUUGUUAUUUUUUCUUUCACCAGCAAUCACUUGAUAAAAUAAAUUAAAUCAUAAUUUAAUUCCUCCUGAUUUAUAUUUCACAAGAUCUUUAUUUUUCAACUUGGUGGCUCACAUGUAUUUAUUUAUCGACUGAACACAU